Aspergillus nidulans FGSC A4 is the source of this 1332-nucleotide messenger RNA. RefSeq lists its product as uncharacterized. The record is from RefSeq and is a predicted model, not a curated record. Bases 1 to 1332 code for a protein of 443 amino acids. Lineage: Eukaryota; Fungi; Ascomycota; Eurotiomycetes; Eurotiales; Aspergillaceae. Gene Ontology annotation, biological process: transmembrane transport. Gene Ontology annotation, cellular component: membrane. The transcript has 8 exons. Gene Ontology annotation, molecular function: transmembrane transporter activity.
AUGUUUUGGUUGUCCUCAUAUUUACAACACUGGGGGUGUUGCUGGCUCCUCUGGUGCCGAGUAGUCUAUGUCUAUUGUGGCCUCUUGAUUUUUUGGCGGUUCUUCAUGGGCGUGGGACUCGGGGGUGACUAUUCCUUGUCUGCUGUGAUAUGCUCCGAGUUCGCGCCCACCCGAAUUCGAGGCUGGAUGCCGGCGGCCGUCUUCUGCUGCCAGUCCCUCGGCUCCCUAGCGGCCAACAUGGUCGCCCUCAUAGCCGUUGCCGGCUUCCAUCAUCGGCUUCUGGAGGACGACUCUGGUGCUGGCUGCACGGGGCGCUGUGUGCAAGAUGUCGACCGCAUCUGGCGCCUGAUCGUUGGUCUCGGUGCGGUGCCAGAAUUCAUCGCCUUGUGGUUCCGACUGACAACCAUUGGGUCUCCACGAUACACGGCCGAAGUCACUCAAAACAGCUUGCAAGCGGCUGCAGACGUCUCCUACUUCUUCCGGCCAGAUGAGGCCAUCCCUGCGCCGGAGAUGGGCCAGAUCACCGCCACAAUAGUUAUCUCACCUGCAACCACAGAGCCAGUCUUGUAUCCCUCGAGCGUCAACUCUACUCGGUCUUCUGUCUCAGAGGUCACCCCCACCGUCGACCUCUUUUCUAUUCAACCUAAACCAUUUCGAGUUCUGAUGGCAACGUGCUUGGGCUGGUUUUUCUUGGAUCUUCCUCUCUACGGGCCCGGGCUGAUAAGCCCGCAUAGCAUGGUCGUCGUGUCCUCUGGCGCGGUGGUGGGAAACCUCAUAGCUAUCUUCACCAUCGACCGGCUCGGACGGCGCAACAUCCAGCUCAACGGGUUCUUCUGGCUUUAUAUCUUAAAUAUCGUUGUUGGAACUUCCUUCUGUCACCCUGAACAGAGGACAGAUUCUUCGGCCCUUGUAGUAUAUAUAUCCCUGUGUCAGAUCUUCAACUUUGGACCAAACACCACGACUUACAUUCUCCCUGCAGAACUCUUUGCAACGCGCCUUCGCUGCACAUGCCACGGUCUAGCUGCGGCCGCGGGAAAACUUGGUUCAGUAAUCGCCCAUAUAUUUAUAUCCUUCGUCGACUACGGAUCGGCUCAUACCAUAAAGAUGAUUCUAGGAACUUGCUGGGGUUUUCUCUUCUUUGGUAAGUUUGCCGAUCCUAUCGGCCUUCAUGUUGUUCGGCCUCGUCGCCACCUAUUUCUUCGUCCUGAUGUUCGGGACUCUGAUGGAAAAAUUAAGUCGCUUGAGAAGUUGGCUGAUGAUUUAAUGUCGGACUCAGGACCUUUGCCUGAGACUCGUGGGGCAGGGGGUCUUUUUUUCUUCGAAAAUGUAUGA